This is a messenger RNA of Pangasianodon hypophthalmus (striped catfish), 1465 nucleotides long. RefSeq lists its product as uncharacterized. The transcript has 4 exons. Bases 376 to 1365 code for a protein of 329 amino acids. NCBI's taxonomy places the organism in Eukaryota, Metazoa, Chordata, Actinopteri, Siluriformes, Pangasiidae. The record is from RefSeq and is a predicted model, not a curated record.
UACAUUCUGAUACUGGCUCACUAGGUCACAAACUAGGAAUACCAUCAGUCCAAAACUCUGUUGGGGAGGCAAUAGACAAGCUCUCAGACAACACAACGUUUUUGUGUGCUAAUUUCAGUACUUUAGGAAGAGGAAAGUCUUUAGACAUUGUUUGAAGACAGCCAGUGACUCAGCUGUUCGAACAUCUAGGGGAAACUCAUUCCACCACCUUGGUGCCAGAGAAGAGAAGAGAAGAGUCAAAAAAAGGAGCUCAUCAUAAAAUCUCACAUGACUGACUGCAGUGAGCUAGAAGAGAAAUAACAGCAUACAGAAGGAGGUCAAAUUUCACACUUUAAUUAGAGGUCUGUCUUUAAGAAACACGGUGACAAGAUUAAAAUGACCCAGCUUUCUUCAUCUGAAGUUGUGCUGAAGGACACAGCUGAGGCUGUUAUUGUUCCAUUAAAAGACGGCAUCUCCUCCCUGAACAGAGUCUACGAGGCCCUGAUUAAGGCAGAUGUCCAUCCUGUUACUGGGCAAUGCUCCAACUAUGACUACAUCAGACAGCAGAUAGUGCAGGCUCAUCUGCACCUGGAGAGGUCAGAACAGACGGCCAGUUCAGGGUUAAAGAGUCUGGAUAAAAACUUAGAAAGCCUUACACAAGACGAGGGAAAACUCCAGUGUGAGAAGAGUAGCACCGAGACUCAUUUACAAAACUUGAGAACAGAGCAGGGAUCUAAUGAAAAAUUACACAGAAAAUCUCAAGGAGCUUUGGAGCAGGCCAGGAGAAAUCUGAAUUCAACCAAACAGACACUUCGGGAUCAGGAACGCAGGAAAAAAACUGCUGGAAUCGUCACAGGAGUAGGGGUUGGACUGUUUGCUAUACCUGUCAUUGGAUGGGUUGCGGGCUCUGCCAUGGUGAUUGGUGGUGCAGUUGAAUUGGAUCAAGCAGAGCAUGCUAUCAGAGUGGCUGAAGAGGAAGUGGAGAAGUCUGAGACUGACAUGAAAAAAUACGAAAGUAAAGUGUCCAAAUACAAGUCCAAGAUUUCCCAGACCUGGUGUGACAUCAGACAGAAAGAUGACAAGCUGAAGCAGACACGUGAAGGAAUCCAGAAGGUGAAGAAGCAGAUCAAGUCUGUAGCUGAGUUCCAGCAGAAAGUGAGAAGAGCCGUCCACCUCCUGGGUGUUCUGAGCGGGAGGGCCAGCGUGGCUAAACGUCAGACUCGCAGAUUCAUCCUCCAGGAGCCUGUGAUGAGGGUGAUGGAGGAUGUGAUGAAGGCCACAGAGCAAAUCACAGGGAAUGAGCCCCUCUAUUACAAUGACAUGCCAAGGCUCAUCAAUCGGAUGAAGGAGAACAGCCAACGACUGGCAGCCAUCUGUGCCUCGUAGAACAGCUCUACGAAUAACUACACUUAACACUUAUGUUGUUUUUAACAGACAUUUAUUGAAUAAUGGAUAUUCUGUCAAUUCUUCAAUCAGUAUAAUCUUG